Messenger RNA from Lonchura striata (white-rumped munia), 1803 nucleotides. RefSeq names its product arginine vasopressin receptor 1A (gene AVPR1A). Gene Ontology annotation, cellular component: plasma membrane. Gene Ontology annotation, biological process: positive regulation of vasoconstriction; regulation of systemic arterial blood pressure by vasopressin; cellular response to hormone stimulus. The record is from RefSeq and is a predicted model, not a curated record. Lineage: Eukaryota; Metazoa; Chordata; Aves; Passeriformes; Estrildidae. Gene Ontology annotation, molecular function: vasopressin receptor activity; peptide binding.
AUGCGCCUCGCCGGGGGCGCCGGCUCCCCCCGGGCUUUGCCUUUGCCCGGGAAUGGCAGCUGGUGGCGGGCGGCGGAGCCCGGCGGCGGCAGCAGCCCCAGUCCCGAGGCGUGGUCGGGGUCGCCGAACGGCAGCCUGGGCGGCUGGGACCCCUUCGGGCGGGACGAGGAGCUGGCGAAGCUGGAGAUCGCGGUGCUGGCCGUCACCUUCGCGGUGGCGGUGGUGGGGAACGGCAGCGUGCUGCUGGCGCUGCGGCGCACGCCGCGCAAGGCGUCCCGCAUGCACCUCUUCAUCCGCCACCUCAGCCUGGCCGACCUGGUGGUGGCCUUCUUCCAGGUGCUGCCCCAGCUCUGCUGGGAGGUGACCCACCGCUUCCACGGCUCCGACGGGCUCUGCCGCGUCGUCAAGCACCUGCAGGUCUUCGGCAUGUUCGCCUCGGCGUACAUGCUGGUGGCCAUGACGGCCGACCGCUACAUCGCCGUCUGCCACCCGCUGAAGACGCUGCAGCAGCCCACCAAGCGCUCGUACGGGAUGAUCGCGGCGGCCUGGGCGCUCAGCCUGCUGCUCAGCACCCCGCAGUACUUCAUCUUCUCCCUCAGCGAAGUGGAGCGCGGCUCGCAGGUCUACGACUGCUGGGCGCACUUCAUCAUGCCCUGGGGGCCCCGCGCCUACAUCACUUGGAUCACCGGCGGCAUCUUCAUCGCGCCUGUCCUCAUCCUCAUCAUCUGCUACGGCUUCAUCUGCUACCGCAUCUGGCGCAACGUCCGGGGCAAGACGCGCCCGGGGGAGGCGGCAGCAGCGGGUAGCGGGCGGCGGGCAGGUGAUGAUGGUGGCCCGCGACGGGGGCUGCUGCUUGCCCCUUGUGUCAGCAACGUCAAAACCAUCUCCCGCGCCAAGAUCCGCACCGUCAAGAUGACCUUCGUCAUCGUCUCGGUGUACGUCGUUUGCUGGGCGCCCUUCUUCACCAUCCAGAUGUGGUCCGUCUGGGACCAGCGCUUCCCCUGGGUCGAUUCUGAAAACACUGCAACUACUGUUACGGCUCUGCUGGCCAGCCUGAACAGUUGCUGUAACCCGUGGAUCUACAUGUUCUUCAGUGGGCACCUCCUCCAAGACUGCCUACAGAGCUUCCCUUGCUGCCAAAAAAUAAAGCAAACACUGAGUAAAGAAGAUUCAAACAGCAAUAGCAGGCGACAGACUUCUUUCACCAACAACAGAAGCCCAACCCACAGCCUAAACACAUGGAGAGAGAUGCCCCACUCCAAAUCGACCAGCUUCAUCCCCAUCCCAACGUGAGACAGGCCUCGGGGCAGGCAGGGCUUGCAGUUCUGUCACAGUGUUUGGGAAGGUUGUGGCAUGGCACUUUAUGCCAAUCCAGGGCACCAUCGUGGUACCAAGGAAUGACUAAGAUGGCCAUGAGGCAAAAAGUGCCCCUUUGCUUGAUAAGCUGUGCUGCAGUAUGGAAAUUAUUUUCUGAAAGUUUUUUAGGAUUUGGGCAACUGAUCAGCAAGGUGUGGCAAAAAAUAAAGCAGUUAUUUUUUUAAAAUAGAAUUUAUUUUAAUUUUUGUCUGUUCCUAAAAUACUAAGUGCAUUGUUGCUUGCUGUUUAAAACAGUCAAAACAAUGGAGUUGUCAUGUAUUGGGCUAACUCCACUCUCUAGUGUUAAUGCAUAAAACUUCUCAUGAUUGUCUGAUGAAGUCAUGGGGAAAGAAGACAAUAUGAGCAAGAUUACAGUUUAGUCUUAAACAUUACGAGAAAAGGAUUGGGAAAAAGUCUUGGCUGUCCAGAUAAGGAAUGGGGUUAGAC